UCAUGUUUUUGUUUGAAGAAAGGGUUUUACAGUAGAGAAAGCGAAACUCUCAAAUUUCUUGUUUCUUCCCCUUGUUUCUUCUUCUUCUUCAAUUCACCCAGAAAUCUAACCCCCAAGUGUGAGGAUGGUUGAGGAAGCAGCUUCAGCAUCAGAGGUCGUGCAAACCUUAACGGAGCCUGUGACGGAGACAGUACAAACCCUAGAACCCAACCAAGCCUCAAUCGAAGCCACCGUCGGAUCAACUGUCCAAGGAGGCACUGAAUCCACUUGCAACAACAACAACGCCGCCGAGAGUGCUGUAACUGAUGUCCCCGACGAAGACCGUGAGAAGACGCUUGAGUUCGCCGAUGAACUGACUGAGAAAGGAUCUGUCUUUUUGAAGGAGAAUGAUUUCGCAGAAGCCGUAGAUUCCUUCAGCCGUGCGCUUGAGAUCAGGGUUGCACACUAUGGCGAACUUGCUACUGAGUGUAUAAACUCAUACUAUAAAUAUGGAUCAGCUCUCCUGGAAAAGGCUCAGGCUGAAGCUGAUCCACUUGGUAACAUGGCCAAGAAAGAAGAUGAAGUUCAGCAAGAGUCUAUUAAGAGCACUACCAACGGUGAAUCUGUCGCUGCAUCUGUUGUUGCUCCUAGUAACACAGAGAGACAAGGCAGCUCAAGUGGGCAAGAAGGUUCUGGUGGUAAAGACUUAGAACAGGAUGGUGAAGAUUGUCAGGAUGAUGACCUAUCUGAUGGUGAUGAAGAUGAGUCUGAUUUGGAUAUGGCCUGGAAAAUGCUGGACAUCGCUAGGGCUAUCACUGACAAACAGUCUACUGAGACAAUGGAAAAAGUUGAUAUACUCUGUGCCCUUGCUGAAGUUUCCUUGGAGAGAGAGGACAUUGAGUCUUCCCUGAUUGACUACAAGAAAGCAUUGUCUAUCUUAGAGCGACUGGUUGAACCCGACAGUCGACACAUAGCCGAGCUAAACUUCCGCAUAUGCAUCUGUCUAGAGACUGGAUGUCAGCCUCAGGAAGCAAUACCAUAUUGUCAAAAGGCUGUGUUAAUCUGCAAAGCACGGAUGGAGAGGCUCACAAAUGAGAUCAAGGGUCCAUCUGGAUCAGCAACUUCCUCAAAUGUCUCUGAAAUAGACGAAGGAAUCCAACAAUCGUCUAAUGUUCCCUACAUUGACAAAUCUGCUUCAGACAAAGAAGCUGAGAUCAGAGUCUUAUCUGGACUCGCAGAAGACCUAGACAAGAAGCUUGAGGAUUUGAAACAACAAGCAGAGAACCCAAAGCAACUCCUUGCCGAGCUAAUGGGAAUGGCAUCAGCUAAGGCAAAUGCUAAUGACAAGGUUGCUGGUGCUGUUGGCGAAAUGAGCUCUUCUCGGAUGGCUAUGAAUACUGGGAAAGACUUAGAGUCGCCUACGGUCUCAACCGCUCACACCAGUGCAGGAGGAGGAGCAUCAUCAGGUGUUACUCAUUUGGGCGUUGUUGGAAGAGGAGUGAAGCGAGUUUUGACUAAUGCAACCUCUGCGGAAUCAAGUCCAUCAAAGAAACUAGCUCCCGAGUCUUCAGACAAAGCAGAUGGCAACUCUUCUUGAGGUGAAAAAUGGCAAAGAGCUCUCCUUUACUACUGAGUUUUAACAGAAACAUUUGGUACCCUUGUCAUGAAUCUUAGGUUUUCGCUGUCCUUUUAUUGUAAUUGAGUCCGUACUUUAAAAAUUUUAAUCGUUGAGAGCUUGUCGUAUU
Molecule: messenger RNA, 1724 nt
Organism: Eutrema salsugineum
Lineage: Eukaryota; Viridiplantae; Streptophyta; Magnoliopsida; Brassicales; Brassicaceae
Product: NASP-related protein sim3
Exons: 6
Coding region: 125-1576 (483 amino acids)
Biological process (GO): DNA replication-dependent chromatin assembly; CENP-A containing chromatin assembly
Cellular component (GO): nucleoplasm
Molecular function (GO): histone binding
Source: RefSeq, a predicted model, not a curated record